GAGGAAAUUAACUUAACAUUUUACACAGAACAGGGACGUGAGGAAGAACACCCCCUCAAUGUAUACUAUCUGGGUAGUAGGUGUGGACUUAAGCGUAGAGGGGAAAGAGAAUAUUGUGUGUCAGGGUUUUGUUUCCAGGAAGUGGGUUGAGUUAUUUAUAUUUCAACACUUGUCCUCUAGUACCCAUGGGAGGACCUGUGUUCGUAACCUGAAACUUUAUAUUUAAACAAUGUCUUAUUCUAGAUGUGUUGCAGUGAACACAAACUACUGUGGGAAUUAGACUGAGAGGAACAAGUGAAGGUUUAUAGCAGAAAAUCUAAAACUUAUACAAUUGGAUGGAUAGAGAGUGACCCUGAGAGGAUCCUCUCUUUGUUGGAGAACGUUGUAAUGAAGAUCCAUGAGAAGAUUUUAACCCAUUACCUAUCCUGCACCUCACCGAUAGAUAAAGAAGGAUAUCUCUACAAAAAGAAAGAGAGGACCUCCUCCUACCAGAGGCGCUGGUUUGUCCUGAAAGCCAAUCUCCUGUUCUACCAGGAGCGUCCGGCAGAUCGACACCUGCUGGGGGUUAUUGUCCUAGAGGGCUGUGCUGUCCAGCGCUGUGAGUCUGAGGGAGGACUGUUUGCCUUCUCCAUGGUGUUCAGAGGUUCAGGGCUGAAAACCUACGGGCUUGCUGCUGAGGACCAGCUGGGCCAGGAGAGCUGGGUCAAAGCCCUGCUCACAGCCAGCCACUGUUACCUUUCACUGCUGGUCAGAGACCUGGGGAAGCAGUACGAAGGACCAGAGAGGAGAGAAGGGGGAAGCCACAGUGCCAGUAAUCUAUUACAAGCCCCUCCAAUCCCCAGCAAAGUCAUCAAUAAGAGGUCCCCUAAGCAUUGGCCCAAGAGAAACGCACAUGUCACACCUAUAAAUGGACCAGCACCACCAUAUGGGGAAUGGCCACAAGUGGAAUUUGAUCCUCUAGAGGAUUUCACCAAGCUACAUGAUUACUAUGGAGAGGAGGUGAAGCAGCUGAGAGCUGAUUGGCUGAAGAGGCGGCAGGAGGAAGAGGAGCACCUUGAGGAGGAUCUCAUUGACCUGAGUGAACACUGACCCACAGAGAUCAGACAGUCACCACUCUGGUUAUUUUGAUGAGGACUUUGGUGUGAAUGCCAGUAAUCUGAAAUAAGAAUGUGCCUUUAUAAUUUGAGGAACUAGAGCAUUAAAGAAGAACUAGUCACCUGUGUAUACAUCAUGAUGGGAUUAUAGUCCUAUGAGGUUGAUGGUGAGCCUAAAAAUGUCUUGUCACUAAGCAGAGACUCAUCAUCAAACUCAUAAGACUAUCACCCAUAGUGGUGUUGCAAACAACCAGAUGCAUCCGGUUGUCAGGGAUACAGCCCUGAUGUGGGAACUCUGCUUGGGUGUUUCUUUUGUGCCUGCUACAUUAGGUUAUAGGACUAUAAUCAGCUCAUGCUGUAUACACAGGUGACUGGUUCCUCUUAAACACUCUAGUUCCUCAAAUGAUAGUCACUUUCUUAUUUCAGAGUACUGGCACUCCUACUGGUUUGUCUGUUACUGUUUGUAAAUGAUCAUUAAAAUCACUGGUAUAUUUUCUAGGUAAUAUUAAUGUUAAAUGUGAAGCUUAACUUUCUGUCAGCAAUCAGGGUAGUUAUGCAAUAUUGAAGCAAAGAGCUUCCAGUCAAAGCUCGCAUCUACUACAAGACCAUGGUGCUUACCUACGGAAUAGCAAGAUAAACUGCCCCUCUCUACCUUCAGGCUAUGCUCAAAACCUACACCCCAACCCGAGCACUCCGUUCUGCCACCUCAGGUCUCAUGGCCCUCCCACCCCUACAGGAGGGCAGCUCCCGAUCAGCCCUGUCCAAGCUCUUCUCUGUCCUGGCACCAGGACAGAGGAGAGCUCUUUCCUGGUGAGGGAAGAUAGGACAGCAGAGUCUCUGCCCAUUCUCCACAAACAUCUGAAACCCUCUUAAACAGUAACUUAAAUAAACAGUAUCCUCACCUCGACCCCCCCCCCCCUAAAAAAAACAACAACACAGCAACACUUCAUCAGCGCUUGACCCCCCUUCCAGCUCUGCUUCUACCGAUAGCUAUGUUAUUGAGGAAAUAUGUACUUUAUAUGCCUGUGAUUAUGUGGUUGUCCCACCUUGCUAUCUUAAGAUGAAUGUACUGACUGUAAGUAGCUCUGGAUGAGAGCGUCUGCUGAAUGACUCAAAUGUAAAACGUAAAAACAUCCUUGUGAUGUGUUAAACUUCAUAUAUAUUGAUGUGUUGUUCCACACUGUCAAGUAAAGGCUUCACAUCCCUGUUUAACAAAAUAAUAAGUUACAGUGCAGCACUAUAUAAUUAGGUGUAUAUCCUUCAUGUUAAAUGUAUCCAUUAUUUUUAAGCAACUUUAAUGCGCCAAAGGUUGAUGCAGCUCAGCCAUGCUGUACCACCAGAGGGUGCUACAAACACGAGCUGUGAAUUAAACCAUUAAUGUCCACUGAUUAAAAAGUGUGACAAGACUCAGUUUAAUUCAAUCAUCAAAAUCAAAUCAAAUCAAAUCAAAUUUAUUUAUAUAGCCCUUCGUACAUCAGCUGAUAUCUCAAAGUGC
Oncorhynchus tshawytscha (Chinook salmon) is the source of this 2589-nucleotide messenger RNA. RefSeq names its product PH domain containing endocytic trafficking adaptor 2 (gene pheta2). Gene Ontology annotation, biological process: retrograde transport, endosome to Golgi; endosome organization; receptor recycling. Gene Ontology annotation, cellular component: recycling endosome; early endosome; trans-Golgi network. The transcript is spliced from 4 exons. NCBI's taxonomy places the organism in Eukaryota, Metazoa, Chordata, Actinopteri, Salmoniformes, Salmonidae. Bases 388 to 1089 code for a protein of 233 amino acids. The record is from RefSeq and is a predicted model, not a curated record.